Messenger RNA from Xyrichtys novacula (pearly razorfish), 2238 nucleotides. Lineage: Eukaryota; Metazoa; Chordata; Actinopteri; Labriformes; Labridae. The record is from the annotation of a GenBank genome assembly.
AUGGACCUCAGGACCCUGACCAAACCCGUGGGCAUCGUGCGGAUGUUGGAGGUGGUGCUCACCGUUAUUACCUUCAGCCUGGUGGCGUCAGUCGGACACUCCACUCACUCUUUCUGGGUGUGGAGCAUGUUUGUGUGGGUCCUCUGCUUCGUUGUCACCUUCCUCAUCCUCAUCAUGGAGCUCACUGGCCUCAGCUCCAAAGUGCCGAUCUCCUGGGGCGACUUCACCACCGCCUUCGCCAUGUUGGCCACACUGAUGGUGGGUCUGAUUUCCUCUGUUAUUACCUGUGUAUGUAUGGACAGAUAAAGUCCUGUAGAGACCAGCCAUCGUUACUGUCUCUAAGAAACUCUUUGAGUCUGCAGACGUGUUUCCAAACAGAGAUUUUCAAAAUAAAAUAGGGACUAAAAAGGAUAACAGAAAUGCUCUCUGUCUACUCAGAGCCAUAAAAUUUAUAGACUCACUAUUAUCUGUGAGUGUGGCCUUAAAGUACCUGAACCUUAUCAGCUGUUACUAUGACGAACAGAUCAUCAGCAGACUUUUGACAUUAUAGCAGUAAAUACAUAUGGUCAAAUCAAGACAGUUAGAGGGUUUGAGACGUUCAGACCAGGUUCAGCUGACAGAGAAGAGAUCUGGAUCCAUGGACAGAAACCAGUUCGUCUUCAGAGACCACAUCUAACGUCGUCGUCAUGGAAAUGUGUGAGUUACAGAGAAAAGCCUCAGGUUCCUGUCGAACAAACAAACGUGGUUAUGUUGUUCAUGAGACGUGACUGAGGUCUCUACUUCCUGUUUGCUUUGAGUCAGGACAUGAACCCCCCAUCCCCCCUGCAGAUCACUCAGCUUUAGAUCUGAACUAAGACUUCUACCGUCUGACCCUGAACCCCGAACCGCACAGUACAGUGUGAUCACGGUCGUCCAGACUUCAGAGACAUGAGAUUAAAAACAAAGAGAAUUUCACUCAUUCCCAUCCUGAGGGGCCUCGUCCCAAAACCAGAGAGGACAAAUCCAUGUCCCAGUCUGACCAGUCUGAGUCAGAAACAUCAUGGAAGGGACAGGAACCAAAAACCCACUGGAGCCCCAAUGUCUUUCACUGAGUCCACGAGCAAAACUAGCUGACGAAUCCUGAGAGGCAGUCAGAGCAAACAAGUACCGAGGAAUCAAUCAUGGCAGACAGGAGACAAAGGAGACAAAGGAGACAGGCUGCUUUCAGCUCAUAAACUCUGAGUGUGUCUGAGAUACAAAGAAACUCGGAGUUAUUUUAGUCCAAUGAUCCGUUUUUGUUUGAGCUGACUAUAUCAGGUUGGUUCUGGUAUCGAUUAAAAGUUCUAAUUAAAACUUUGUUAAAGUAAACGACCGUUUAAAAACUUGGAUUUAAAAAUGUUUUAAGCCUUAAAUUUAUUAAUGUUCAAACAUUUGGAAGACUUCAGGUGUGCUAUUAGCCCCGCCCCUUCCUUAAAAUACUUCAGGUGUGCUGUUUGCCCCGCCCCUUCCUCAAAGUACUUCAGGUGUGCCGUUUGCCCCGCCCCUUCCUUAAAAUACUUCAGGGGUGCUGUUUGCCCCGCCCCUGCAGGUGUGGUGUGUCUGAAAAAGGUUACAGGUAUCUGUUUGCUAACACCUCACUUCCGUCUUACGUUGUCCCUCCUGCAGGUUCUGUCCGUCUCAGUCAUCUUCCCGCUGGCCUUCGCUUGCUCUUCUUGCAGUGAAUUCAUUGCCGCCAGUGUGACUUCCUGUCUGGUCUUCAUCCUGUAUGCCGUUGAGGUGGGGCUGACUCGGGCUAAAGCUGGCGAGAUCAGCGGCUUCCUGUCUACAGUCCCGGGUCUCCUGAAGGUCCUGGAGGCCUUCGUGUUGUGCAUCAUCUUCAUCUGCCUUCCUCCCAUCAGAGCGUACUCCCAAUUUCCUGGGCUGCAGUGGUGCGUCGCCGUCUACUCCAUCUGCUUCAUCUACGCCCUCCUCAUCAUCAUCUUCACCAUCGGCCGCCUCCUGUCACUCCUCCCCGCGCCCUUUAAUAAGGUCCUGAUCUGUUGUAAUGUCAUGGCGGUACUGAUGCACAUGACGGCCGUGGUCAUCUGGCCGUACUACAGCCUGAGGAACAACCCCAGGCCAGAAAUCUGCUCUUUGGUCAGGUUGUGUCCGUGGGAUGACCUCGUGGUUAUCGCCAUCCUGACCUGUGUUAACCUGAUCGCUUUCAUCGUAGACACCGUUUAUUCUGUCAGGCUAAACUUCUUCAUCAGCAGAACCUAA